AUGUACAAGGGUAUUAUUGGUUGGUUCAAAGGAAAGAACGUUGCUGGGCUUGAGGGGAUGGUUGAUGAAGUUGAACAUGCCAAUGUCAAGAGAGUGAUUGCGCCAGCGUUUUCUUGGAGGUCAGUUCUGAACUACGAAUCCCAUAUCGACCACAGCGCGGGGGAAUUGGUCCAAACACUCGAAAAUCGGGAUGUUGUUGAUAUGAAUGAAUGGCUCUCAUACUGGGCCAUUGAUAGUAUGAACAAUAUUGCCUUUUCCUCCGACCUUGGAUUCAUGAAACACGCCACGGAUGUCGGUGGGACUUUGAACACGGUUCGUGCUGUGACCUCAAUUUGGAUGUAUGUAUUUGCAUUUCCCACGGUUUUCAUGUGGUUUGCAUGGGCAGCAAGUUUCUUUGUCGGACCUAGUGGGAAAUUGGUCAGCAUGUGUUUGGAGCGUGUCAAUUCUCGAAUGGAAAGCAAGGAGAAGCAGAAUAAAGCUACGAUAAAAGAGGAGGAUCUUCUGGAUGUUUACAUCAAAGCACGCCAGGAGCAUCCAAAUCUCAUUUCCCACGAGAGGGUUAUCGGAAUGACUUUCACGACGCUUCUUGCAGGAGCGGACACUACGGCGUUCAAUUUGGCAUGGACGGUGUACUACUUGCUCAAACAUCCAGCCACCCUGCGCCGGCUCCAGGAAGAACUCGAUAAUGCUAUGCUAGCAAACACACUGUCUUAUCCACCAACCCUGAAGGACCUAUCGAAGCUUCCAUACCUUGAGGCUGUCAUCAAGGAGGGCCUACGAUAUGCACUCCUACUUCAGCUGAACAUGGAUCGGGUCGUCCCAAAGGGGGGCAUGAAGAUAUGUGGUCACCAUAUUCCAGCAGGAACCACCGUCGGAUGUCAUUCGAGAGUAAUCCACCUUAACAAGGAUGUUUAUGGCGAAGAUGCCAAAAACUUCCGGCCUGAGCGAUGGCUAGAAGCAAGUGAAGAACAACGAAAGCUCAUGGAGCGAUGUGGGAUUUGGUUUGGAAGUGGAAAGCACACUUGCAUAGGUCAGCAUUUUGCUCGGGCAAAGACGAUGAAGGUCCUUUCCAUGAUCCUCAUGAAGUUGGAGAUCUCGGACGCUGAUGAAGCCGCGGAAAUGAUUUCUGGAGCUGUCAGCUCAACCCGUGGCCCAACGCAUUCUUAUUACAUGAAGGUCAAGAAAAGGGGGUCGUCGUUUGCGGCCAAAGCGUAG
Molecule: messenger RNA, 1215 nt
Organism: Penicillium concentricum
Lineage: Eukaryota; Fungi; Ascomycota; Eurotiomycetes; Eurotiales; Aspergillaceae
Product: Cytochrome P450
Exons: 2
Coding region: 1-1215 (404 amino acids)
Molecular function (GO): iron ion binding; heme binding; monooxygenase activity
Source: RefSeq, a predicted model, not a curated record